AUGGGUUGCGUCUCUUCCAACCUGCUAAACCAAGACGAAGACUUCACCCAACUGGGUAGUUCAGCACUCGGCCACCACAUAGUUUCUCUCACAUCCACCACCUAUGGUCUCCUCACACUCGACCCUCCACACUCAACCACCCCUUCCACCCCUCCCCCUCGCUUCACCCUCGGCUCCAUCUUCCCCACCCCGCUCUCCGAACCUAUGUCCCUGCCACGACCCAUCCGCUCCGAACCUGAAGUCAUCAACUCCUGGGAACUCAUGUCAGGCCUCGACGCUGACAGCUUCCGCUUCUCUCCCCUCCCUCCUCCCAAACCCCUCAUCAUCACCACCGACAAAGAAAACACUAACCCAAACCUAAACCGGUUCGCUCCUCCAACCGGGUCCAGAGUUUUGAACAAACCCGGUUCAGCAAAACCGUCGCUUUCCGAACGUUUCGAGAGGAUAUGUCCUCCAAACGGAGACAACAGAGUGGUCAUCUAUACGACGACGUUGCGUGGGGUUCGGAGAACCUUCGAGGCCUGCAACGGCGUGAGAGCGGCGUUCGAGGGUUUCGGGGUGCUGAUCUGCGAGCGUGACGUGUCAAUGGAUAGCGGGUUCAGGGAGGAGCUAAGGACAUUGUUGAAGGGGAAGGAGAGAGAGGCGAUGGUGCCUCCGAGAGUGUUCGUGAAGGGUUUUUACAUUGGUGGGGCUGAGGAGAUGUUGAAGGUUGCGGAAGAGGGUCUUUUGGGAGACCUGCUUGAAGGGUUGCCGAGGAAGAAAGUUGGGUCUGUUUGUGAGGGUUGUGGGGAUAUGAGGUUUUUGCCUUGUUUUAAUUGUAGUGGGAGUUGUAAGAUGGUGGUGGUUGUUAAGGAAGACGUUUCUGCUCCUUGCAAACAGGGAAGGACAGUUGUGGUGAAGUGCACUGAUUGUAAUGAGAAUGGGUUAGUGCUGUGUCCAGUUUGUAGCUGA
Messenger RNA from Abrus precatorius (Indian licorice), 951 nucleotides. RefSeq lists its product as uncharacterized. Bases 1 to 951 code for a protein of 316 amino acids. The transcript has a single exon. Lineage: Eukaryota; Viridiplantae; Streptophyta; Magnoliopsida; Fabales; Fabaceae. The record is from RefSeq and is a predicted model, not a curated record.